AUGUCAGAUAUUGAGUCAAUUACUACUGAUAAUACUAAUGAACAAGAAACAAAGAAUAUUGGUGGAAGAUCUCAUACAUCAAUUUGGCACUUUUUUCUUGAAGGUGCAGAAAGAGAUAAAGACCAUUAUGAAGCUACAUGUUUAGCAUGUCAUUCAGCUGAUGAAAUCUGUCAAAUUUUGAAAACGGCAGAUCUUUAUGAUGAAGAAGAGGAUAUUGAUUUAGACCAGGUCAUGCUAAAUGUGAAUUUGGAAAGAUCAAAUAUUGAUGAUGAUAGUGAGAUACUAGAAGAUCAAGUUUUGAAAUUGCAAGACAUGAUAAAUUUAGAUAUCUCUCACCUAAAUCAACCAGUUAGUGAUGAAACAGAUGUGAAAAAUCCUCAAGAAGAUAAUAAUGAAUUAGAUGAAUGGAUGGUGGAUCUUGAACAAGAGGAGGAUUAUGAUCCUAAAACUGUUGCCAAUCUUUUUGUAAACCAAGAAUAG
This is a messenger RNA of Ambispora leptoticha, 480 nucleotides long. NCBI's taxonomy places the organism in Eukaryota, Fungi, Glomeromycota, Glomeromycetes, Archaeosporales, Ambisporaceae. The record is from the annotation of a GenBank genome assembly.